Messenger RNA from Carassius carassius (crucian carp), 1552 nucleotides. RefSeq names its product phosphatidic acid phosphatase type 2D (gene ppap2d). Gene Ontology annotation, molecular function: phosphatidate phosphatase activity. Gene Ontology annotation, biological process: phospholipid metabolic process; signal transduction; phospholipid dephosphorylation. NCBI's taxonomy places the organism in Eukaryota, Metazoa, Chordata, Actinopteri, Cypriniformes, Cyprinidae. The record is from RefSeq and is a predicted model, not a curated record. The transcript has 6 exons. Bases 418 to 1398 code for a protein of 326 amino acids.
CUUCAAGUUUUCUCUGGGUUGUAGCAAGACAGUUGUUUGACAUGGAGAGGACAAGUCACAGAGGAUGACAAACUUUUGACAUAUGUUUUCAGGAAUGUGUUUUUCGUCAUCAUGUCCAGAUGAUGAUGGCCAAAGUGCAGCUGAAACUUUUCAUAAGUGCUGGGGAAAGGAGUUUUCAUGUAAGUUAAGAGAGAGCGGACCAGGAUCCUUAGUCAAGUCUGUUCGCUUUAUUAGUUGAGACUUGUUGGUAUUUUUCUGUAUUCAUCUUCUUCACGUGCGCUUGUAUCUGAUGUGACACUUACUACUGGAUUUUAACGUAAAACAUUCAGACGAAUCCAAACUUCAACUCAGCUUUAUUCCUGACCUGUCAGAUUGGCUUAAUUGACGCCAACACAAGUAUUGAAUUGAACGGACAUCAUGCAGAAGCUGAACUCGGUAAACAGUCACGAGGAGCUCCAGCAGCGGCUGGCGGAUCACGGCGGAUCCGGAGACGCGGCGCGGGAGAACGGCACGAAACGCAUCCCGAGUCCCGCGGAACCUUCGGACACGGUUCAGUGCUCCAGCAGAAAGAUGCUGGUCGGGCUGGACAUCCUCUGUUUGCUCGUGGCCUCCAUUCCAUUCUUUGUCUGUGAGCUCAAAGCGGUGACUGCAUACAAGAGGGGCUUCUUCUGUGGGGACACCAGCAUCACUUACCCAUACAUAGAAAGUGAGGCCAUUCCUGACAGUAUGCUUAUAGCUGGGGGCAUCAUAAUCACAGGACUUACGAUUGCUGUUGGAGAGUGUUGCCGGGUACGAUUCAGAGGUGUGCACUCACGGGCAUUUGUGCGCAACCUCUAUGUGUCCUGUCUGUACAAGGAGCUGGGGAGCUUCCUGUUUGGCUGCUGCGUGGGGCAAUCCUUGACCAACAUGGCGAAACUAAGUGUGGGCCGACUCCGUCCCCACUUCCUGACGGUGUGCAAAGUGACCUAUGCUUCACUCAACUGUGUACCUGGAACCUACAUCUCAGAAGAUGUCUGCAAGAAUGAGACUUUGAUAGAUGGAAAGAUAGUGGAAGAGGCCAGAAAGUCCUUCUUCUCGGGCCAUGCAUCUUUCGCCAUGUACACCAUGCUUUACCUGGCAUUCUACCUGCAGGCGAGGUUGUCAUGGCGAGGGGCACGGCUCCUGCGACCGUUGCUGCAGUUCAUGUUGGUGAUGUUAGCAGUGUACACAGGACUCUCUCGCAUUUCUGACUACCGCCAUCACCCCACUGACGUCCUGACCGGCUUCUUGCAGGGAGGACUGACCGCGUACUGGGUGGCCUUUUAUAUCUCGUCCAUGUUUAAGACAUCUUGUCCAGGCAUGUCUCCAACAAGCUUGUCUCUGGAGAGUCCCCUGUCCAGUCAGCAGACCGUCUGCUAACAAAGACAUCUAAGAGACGCGAAAGAGUGAAAAUGGGAGUGAUCGAGUGAAGAACUGGAAUGGGACAAAGAACGUUAAAACAUGAUCAUGUCUUGACAGAGAACCAUUUCCUGUGCACUCUGAGAGAAGAACAGCAAUAUAUAUAUAUAUAUAU